Molecule: messenger RNA, 1895 nt
Organism: Panthera uncia (snow leopard)
Lineage: Eukaryota; Metazoa; Chordata; Mammalia; Carnivora; Felidae
Gene: COMMD5
Product: COMM domain containing 5
Exons: 2
Coding region: 1096-1680 (194 amino acids)
Cellular component (GO): nucleus
Source: RefSeq, a predicted model, not a curated record
CUGCGACGCGGCCCCUUGGCCGCCACAUCCGGGGAGCUCUAGAGGCAGAUGUGGUGCCGUUUGGGGCGGGGCCGGACAGCGCCUGACUCUCGGGCGGCUCUUGGGCGGCCAGGGCCGCCCCGGCGAGCAGGGGGCACGACUCCAAUCGGGCCGUCUCCGUCAGCUCCUGCCCCGGGCCGGUGGGCCGAGAGGGUCAGCGUGGGGCAGCACGCCGGCCUCCGGGGAGCAGGGCCUGCGCAGCGCGGCGGCCGGGGCGAGUGGAAGGCAGUUCCUGAUAGUGGCCAGGCAGAGGGGGACGACCCCUUGUUUGUCAGUGGAUGAUCUCUGACAGGCAGGGUGAGGGGAGGCCCGGCCUUCCGAGGAGAAUGGGCGCGAUGAACCCCGUAGAGGGCUUUCCGUGCCCCCGGGGCUUCCCCAGCCUCCGCGGUGCCGCAUCUCGCCCUGGGCCUGGUGGGAGCCUUGGGGGCAGGAUCUGUGCCCGGCUGAGCUCUGUUCAAGCACUUGGAGCUGCUGAGGUGGGCGGUGCUCCCUCAUCCUGUAUAAGCAGGUGUGUGGCUCGGUCACCUGCGAUGUGUCAUGACAUUAUACUGUCCCUUCAGGUAAUGACACAGACCUUUCUCCAGGUACCUCAGCCCCUCCUGCCUGAGUGACUGUCUGGUUUCCCCUGUGCUGUGGAAACAGUGAGAAGUUUUGAUAGACGGGCCUGGUUCUAGGCCCUGGCAGUUGUGUUUGAGCCCCGGUUUCCUUAUAGACAAGGUGAGGAUAGGAACUGGCUCUGGCAGAGCUGUUGUGAGAAUUCAAAGUUGAAUGAUCUUACCGUGGGCAGUGGCAGCAGCCAUGGCUGUGUGUCCCUGUGUUCUCUGGACUUUUCUUCUCCUUCAUUCUUUUCUCCAUUAUGGAUUUGGAGAUCUUAUGUGAGCUCUCUUGUUUUCUGGUUCUCUUCUCCUCCCCACUCCGUCUCCCUUCCCUGCCCACUCCUGGCUCUCCUCUUCGCGGGAUUCGAGUGGACCCCUCUGCCACCUGCUCUCAGGGAACCUCCCGUAACAUGGGCUGUCAUCAGUGGUUCAUGCCGUCGGCCUCUCCAAGGCAGAGACCAUGUCAGUCCUCAUUUGCUGGCCCUUCAAAGGACAGAGGAGUUACUGGGCUUCUCUUCCCCCUCCGCCCUUGGCAGUUGCAGCUGGGGCCUUUCCUCUGGGCCGCCUGAUCACGAGGGAGGAGACCGCGAUGUCUGCUGUGGGGACUGCAUCUCCAUACCUGCAUUACCCUGGUGACAGUCACAGCAGCCGGCAGGCCCUCCGGCUGCCCCCAGCCAGCCUGAAGCCCGACGCCUUCAAAGACCAGCUCCGGGAGCUCUGCAUCCCCCAGGACCUGGUCACGGACUUGUCCAGCGUGGUGUUUGGGAGCCAGCGGCUUCUCCUCAACUCUGUGGCCAGGCGGCGGGGGACCUGGCUGCCCCACGUUGCCAGCUUGUGGUGGAGGGUGGACGUGGCAAUCUCCACCAGUGCCCUGGCCCGCUCCCUGCAGCCGAGUGUCCUAAUGCAGCUGAAGCUUUCAGAUGGGUCAGCAUACCGCUUCGAGGUCCCCACAGCCAAGUUCCAGGAGCUGAGGUACGGCGUGGCCCUAGUCCUGAAGGAGAUGGCGGACCUGGAGAAGAGGUGUGAGCUCAGACUGCAGGACUGACCCGUGCUUGCAGUCCCAGUCCAGUCCCUUGGGGGUGGCUGGCCCCGAUAGGCAUCUCCAAAGUGAAGCCUGUCCUUCCAGGAAGCAUUUUUCAGGGAGCUGUUUGAAUGUAAUGAUGUCAUUCUCUGUUUAAUUAAGAAAGACAACUUUUUCUUCCCUUUGUACUGGAAAUAAAGCAACUAUAAAAAAACAAAACCAAACACGUUCCCCUGGGU